This is a messenger RNA of Fomitiporia mediterranea MF3/22, 1122 nucleotides long. RefSeq lists its product as uncharacterized. The transcript is spliced from 5 exons. The record is from RefSeq and is a predicted model, not a curated record. The coding region runs from base 1 to 1122 and encodes 373 amino acids. NCBI's taxonomy places the organism in Eukaryota, Fungi, Basidiomycota, Agaricomycetes, Hymenochaetales, Hymenochaetaceae.
AUGCUGUCUGUCAACUGCUCAGCACUUCCAAAUCCUGAGACGCCUCUAGCAUUCCUCCCUCCAGAUCUCGCAUCGCAGCUAGAGGUAUCGCGCUAUAUCUACGUGGCAAGUCUUGGUGCCUUCAUCUGGGAUAUCCUGUCCAAUGUACCGUCCGAUUACCAGCUCCUGUUCAAGCACAGGAUUGGCAUUCCUACUGCUGUCUACUUCUUCUCGAGAAUCACUGCAUUUGCUUAUGUUGUAACGAACACCGUGUUUCAAAUCGGCAGCGUAGGAAAUUGCCAGAUACUUCAAGUCACUUUAGCUGUUUGCUUCACACUCGCAGUCUCCUCGACGUCCCUGCUCUUCUUCUUCCGUAUUCGCGCGAUCUUCAAUCAAGAGAAGAUAGUUGUUGUGCUAUUCGGCUUUCUAUGGCUUUGCGUGUUCGCAGGCUGUAUGACCGUUCCGUUUGCUAUAGCGGGCACUCAUAUUGGUCCGACCGUGUUCUGCAUCAACAGUGCUGUAAAACCGUACAGCUCCGCCGGAAUAAUUAUCUCCGCAGUGAACGAUACACUCGUUCUUAUCGCCAUAUCUUUGCGCAUUCUAUACAACAGUGCAUCUAUUCAAGAUAACGUUGGGGCACGCAUCAAAGCAUUCUGGAACGGAAGAUCGCUUCCGAGUCUCUCGAGGAGCAUCUUGCAGGGUGGACAGCAAUACUAUUUGAUCACUGUUAGUGGAAAUAUUCUUACUAUGGUAAUGAUACUUGCACCAUCCGUAGCACCGGUUUACCGUGCAAUGUUCACUAUUCCAAACGUGACGAUCGAAAACUGCAUGGCAUGCAAAGUGUUACGAGACAUCAAGUUCGGUGUCAUUGAACCUACAGGACAGUCGACGUUCCAGCGCACGACGCUCCGCGAUGGGAUGCCCAACCCCAACUUCCCUUUUCGGUAUGGUCAGGCCUGUGGGCCUAAAGAUACGUUCGAUACAGCACUCGUUGGAAGCGAGGCAACGUCUACGACAGUUGAGCCGUACCGUGGUGCACAAGUUCCAAUGGAACUCAACCUUGUCGGCACUGGUAGUAGCUGCUGCCAGUCUUCCACAUAUGUACACGGUUCGGACGUGAAAGUUGGUGGUGUUGACGUGUGA